This is a messenger RNA of Temnothorax curvispinosus, 536 nucleotides long. RefSeq names its product cytochrome c oxidase assembly factor 5. Gene Ontology annotation, cellular component: mitochondrion. The transcript is spliced from 3 exons. The record is from RefSeq and is a predicted model, not a curated record. Gene Ontology annotation, biological process: mitochondrial respiratory chain complex IV assembly. NCBI's taxonomy places the organism in Eukaryota, Metazoa, Arthropoda, Insecta, Hymenoptera, Formicidae. The coding region runs from base 95 to 346 and encodes 83 amino acids.
GUCGAGUUAGGUUAGGUUAGAUCAGGCAUCUUGCGGGAGAUAUGAGCGGACGCACGGCGCAUUUUCGGCAACCGUGUAAAUCGAGUCCGUCAAGAUGAUGCAAUUUGAGGAAGAAGGCGAAACGUUGAAAGACAAAUCUCGGUGCGCGAACAUUCGCGCCGAUCUCAAAAUAUGUCUACUCGAAAGCGAUUGUUGUAAAAUCUUCAAGCGUACUCCCAGAGAAUGCCUUAGGUCACAUGAUGGUACAGUUCCCGAUGAAUGCUUUGCCUUGCGCAACACAUUCUUUGAGUGUAAGCAUUCUAUAAUUGACGGUAGACGACGGUUUAGAGGCCCAAAAGGAUAUUAAACGUCGAAAUAAAUACUUUGUGUGAUAUAUAAUUACAAUAUAAUUACAUAAUUUAUGUAUCCAUAGAAAAUUUUAUCCUUUUUCUAUCAGAGGCUUUGUGAGGAUCUGUGUAUAUAACAAAGAGGAAUUUAUGGAAGAGGAAGAUGUAAAUGUAUUUUAUUGAUAAGGUAAAUAAAUCCAUUUAAUGUUA